This is a messenger RNA of Schistosoma rodhaini, 3948 nucleotides long. The record is from the annotation of a GenBank genome assembly. NCBI's taxonomy places the organism in Eukaryota, Metazoa, Platyhelminthes, Trematoda, Strigeidida, Schistosomatidae.
AGCUAACAAGUUGAGUACCAAAAGGGCGGGACUACGAUUUAUGGAUGUACAAAUCAGACAUAAGAUUAUAAGUCUUGGGUUUUGGUGCAAAAUUCAUUCAUCCAUUUGGAUUAAUAGAGUUUGACAUUUUAGCUGAUGUCAGUUUUUGAUGAAAACCCUGAAUCUAUUUCCUAACCCUACCCAUCAACUAAAUCAUAAUUUUGAUUCCUACCUUACAACUCUCAUUUCGUGCUAGUUGUUGGGUGGACAUUCUCAAAGUCACUUCAGUGUCACUCAAAGUAGUAAAACAUUCGAAACUAUACUCAAGCUUAAGACAGUGUGUAUCUUACUAUCACCUACUCCAUGUCGUUCGAUGUUCUUAAACACCGAUUGCAAUUGCGUCUUGGUUUAUCAGUCCAUAGUUUUGUUGCAACACAUACCUACUCUAACCAACUUGGGCCAAGGUCGGCUGUAGUUGGCGAAAGUUUCGUUCCACAAAAGACUUCCUUGUUAUGGAUUCAUUUCCAUUCCAUUUGUUUGUUAUCUGUCGACACUAGUUGUGCACGACUUCUCAACUCGCUUGUAAUGUCUUUGAGUGAAAUAGUUGAGAAUGUUAAGCAAGCACGAGAAUUGGCUUUGCUUGGAAACUACGAAAGUUCGUUAACAUAUUAUUCUGUUGGUCUUGCUCAGCUUAAGAAGUUCACUGUUUCCAUUUCUGAAGCAAACCGAAAACAACAAUGGCAAACUGUACGUCAAGAGCUUACAGAUGAAUAUGAAUUAGUUAAAGACGUCAACCAAACGUUAUCUAGUUUCAAAGUAUCUGAUGAUGACUCUGGUUUGAGCGCCUUCGCUAGUCGCUAUAAUUCUCGUUCAGCUGUUGAAGAGCCGACCAGAGAUCCAGAUGUUUGGCCACCUCCCCCUCCUCUAGAACGGAGACAUGGAAAUAGUUCUCAAAACUCUGGAUCAAAUAUUCAGCCAAAUUCAGUUUCUAGCUCUUAUUAUAAACCACCUGUUGCUCAUGCUUCAGCUGCCCCUCCUCCGUCCGUUAACUCUAAGUCAUCUGCCAAUACUGCGGGGUCAUUCCGCCGCAAUGUCAAACCUAGUCCGACGAAUGCUCGAUCCAAGGGUACCGCUCAAACCUCUGCAAAUAACCGUCGUGUCAAAUCUGGAUCUCAACCCGCUGGGGAUAAUACUAGCACUGCUAGCAAUAACAAUGAAGAGAAAUUUGAUGCUACUGGAUACGACAAAGAUCUUGUGGAAACACUAGAACGCGAUAUUGUUCAACGUAAUCCAAAUGUUCGAUGGGAUGAUAUAGCUGCAUUAGAUGAUGCAAAACGUUUACUUCAAGAAGCUGUAGUUCUCCCAAUGGUUAUUCCGGGUUUCUUUAAAGGAAUACGUAGACCAUGGAAAGGAGUAUUAAUGGUUGGUCCACCUGGUACGGGCAAAACAUUAUUGGCUAAGGCUGUUGCGACAGAAUGUGGCACCACAUUUUUCAAUGUUUCCAGUUCUAGUCUAACAAGUAAAUGGAGAGGUGAAUCAGAAAAAUUAGUCCGUCUUUUAUUUGACAUGGCACGUUUCUACGCACCAAGCACAAUAUUCAUGGAUGAAAUCGAUUCAAUUUGUUCUCGACGUGGUAGUGAAUCGGAACACGAAAGUUCUCGCCGUGUUAAAUCUGAACUUUUAGUGCAAAUGGAUGGAGUAACAGGAGCUACAGGACAAGAAGAGGAUCCUACAAAAUCUGUUAUGGUUCUUGCUGCUACGAAUUUCCCUUGGGACAUUGACGAAGCUUUGCGUAGACGUCUUGAGAAACGAGUGUACAUACCACUUCCAAAUGUGAUUGCACGCAAAACUCUGCUGCAAAUCAAUUUGAAAGACGUUCCGUUAGCAGAAGAUGUAGAUUUGGAAAGAAUAGCUGAACAAUUAGAUGGUUAUUCCGGUGCAGACAUAACCAAUGUAUGCAGAGAUGCUUCAAUGAUGUCUAUGCGACGAGCUAUAGAAGGACUCUCAGUAGAGCAAAUCAAAGGUCUUAAUACUGCUACACUUAAUCAGCCGACACGAAUGGCUGAUUUCGAAGAAGCAGUCGGUCGUGUAUGCAGAUCUGUUUCAGCCAGUGAUGUUGAACGUUAUGAGAAAUGGAUGACGGAGUUUGGGGCUACAUGAACUGCUGAUUUACGUAUACCGAUGUGGACUUAUACCAUUCGCACAUAUUUGAUUGGCUUAUCCAGAUUUUUACCUUGCAAAUAAAUGUACUUGAUUGUCAUAUCUCAAACCUACGUGUCUCAAAUCAUCAGAUAUAUUAUAUGAAUACUACAUUCAUAGGUCAAAUGGUCGAAUAACCGAAUCAAGCCUUUCAAUUAAUUACACUUUACGAUUGAGAAAAAAUACAUCAACUGCCUCUUUUUUGGUGGUUUACACUGGAACAUCUCAGUUCUCGUCUAUCAUUUUUAACCGUGAUGGGAUAUUUUUUCACUUUACACUCGGUAGAAUGUUUUUUCAUUUGAUAAAUAUUUUGUGUCUUUCAGUUGUCCGAAAAUAGGCUAAUACAAUCUUUGUUGAUAACUGUACGGGUAUUUAUCAGCCACAUAUUCGUUCUAUAGAACUCCUCAGUGUAUUUAUUUUAUCGACUGUUUAAUUGAAAACCUGUGAAACAUUUCGACUGGGAACGGGAAAGAGAUAGUCGAUUUUGUGAUUUCCCUUUCUAAUUAGAUAACUCCUUAUGAGUUGUGUAUCAUCAUUGUAAUUGCAAAUAUAUUGAACAGUUCUAAGAGUUACCAGUUCAUAUUACCGAAUUCGGUACUACUACAUCUACUCAUCACAGUUUAAAAAUUAAGACAAUGAAAUAAUAUCGAACAUGUAUCUCACACUAAAGUCGACAACCUAUUUAGACCACGUUGUAACAGUCAUUCACUCAAGAUUUCGAAUCAUGUGCACUGUAUGUGUUUGUAGCCAAUUCAUCUGACUCAUCCAGAUCGGAACAUUCGACUGGAUGUAACACUCACUGUGUGACGACUAUAAUCGAUUUGACAUUCCGCAGGAGAGAACAUUACUACGGAAUACUCUACUUAAUGUGAGUAUAACUUUAAUAAAAUAGUGGAUUAGACACAAUAAUUAACGUUACAUAAAAUCGAAAAUUGUCCAGUGUCAGUUACAAUGUUAAGCACAAGUGACUUAUUCUAGCUUUUGGACAGGUCAAUUCAACCAUUCUUUUUGAGUCACGUUUUGACCGUGUUGAUUAUUCACUUAUCAACCCUGAUUGUUUUUAUAUGAGCGAAUGUGUGUGAACACUUCUUAUCACAUUCAUCACAUUUCUGUAACUUAUUUUUUAUCUGGCUAUAAAUAUUGAUUAACGCUUGAUUAAAUGUAGUUGGCUCACAUGCCUUCUCCAGUGCUCGUUAGUUUGCUUGGCUCUCUUCUCUUCACUUCAUUUCUCUGAUUGUCUGUUCGAAUCAAUGAGUAUAUACAAAAUAUACACAUCCAAACAUCCAUUCUCGUAGUUAACUUAUUUACUCCGUUAUUAACCAACACGAUUUAAGUCGAUUAUUAUGUACGACAAUAGUCAGGAUGUAUAUUUCGACAGCAAUCAUUCAAUAACAAUCAAUCAUAUUAUCUAAUUGGAGUCAGAUCCAGUGCCACAAAACGUGAAUAGGCAUUAAAAAUGUAUAUUUGGAAUUUAUAUUGUUAAUAAAAUGUCAAUAGUUACUUUGUGUUAGUUAUUUUAAAGAAAUAAUUUGAUGAACUAUCUAGGAAUUUCUGUUAUAUAUAAUUAGUGACCACCGUGAUCUUUUCCAGAUCCUGGUUUAUGACAGCCAGUUUCACAAUGUUGUGCUUUGUCAUGAGAUCCAUGACCAGCAGCAUCUUUGUCGUGGCAGUCUUUCGGACAGUGUUCAGAUGAUGUGCAAUGCUCUUUGCCUUCAUGACCAUGAUGGCCUUCUUCAUGAUGUUCAUGAUGUCCAUGUUCAUGAUGUCCAG